AUGGCGCGUCUCCGAAAGGGCAAGGACUCGACAUCCAAAGCAUCAGAGGUGCCUCGGAAAAAAGUCAAGAAAUCCUCGAACCAUGACGAUCAAGAACUGAAGUCGCAAAUCAUUGCACUGGGUGGUAACGAAGAGGACUUCGAGCUGGUGAAAGACACAGAGCACUCUGGCAUUGACUCUGGAGAUGGCGUGGUUGAUCCAACUUUAGUUGGAGAUCUACAUAAAUUCGUCAAAGGUCUCGGUCUGAAACAACCAUCGGACGUCAAACCCUCUCCGAAAGUGGUCGAAACACCUCUGAAAGUCAUCAAUGUAUCGAAACAGAAGAAGAAGUCACAAAGCUCUGUCGAGACAUCAGCUAGGACGCACAACACGGAGGAAACGGCGGUUCCUGCGACUACAUCUACGAUUAAAAGCACAGACCCAGUGAAACUGCCUUCAAGAGUGUCGUUGAAACCGGGAUCACGGUUCUUGAUUACGCCUGAUGCUCUAUGGUAUAGCUCAAUAACACCGCUAUCAAGUCCACCAGUUCCUUCUAGCUCAAUAACCCCUGGUCAACUAUCCACCCUGGCGUCUCGCGCGCAAGACAUUCACAACAAGGAUAUAACCACCUACCAAACCUCUUCUUCGUCGACUUCCGAAGCCAGCUUUCUUACUAAAAUCAUAUCAUCUGGCACCUUGUCGGAUCGACUGAGUGCCCUUACGCUUCUCGUUCAAAGCAGCCCACUACACAACACGAAGUCUCUGGACACCCUGAAAUCUAUGGCCGAACGCGGCAAGGGAAAAGGAGGGCGAGAGGAGAGCUUAAAGGCUUUGCGCUGUAUUGUCGAUUGGUGGGUUGGUGGUGGAGCACCUGACCGCAAACUGAAAUACUUCCGAGACCAAGCCCUCCUGCAUCCCAAUGUGACCGAUGAACAUUUGGUAAUAUGGUAUUUCGAAGACUGGCUCAAGAAGUACUUUUUCUCGAUUCUGCAAAUUCUUGAGACACUUUGCGCAGAUACUUUGCCGUACGUACGAACACAAUCUCUCAACCUCAUCUCAACUCUACUUCGCUCGAAGCCAGAGCAAGAGCAGAAUCUCUUACGGUUGCUCGUCAAUAAACUUGGCGACCACGAAAAAUCUAUCUCCUCGCGGGCUUCAUAUCAUUUGCUCCAGCUCCUCCAAGCACAUCCAUCUAUGAAGUCUAUCGUCAUUCGAGAAAUCGCUGCUCUCGUCUUCAAACCUGCUGCUCAGACGCUGACCAACCCCUCAGCCGCCGUGCCCAAUAAGCACAUUAGGUUUACCGACGAGACUCCCAAACCCAAAUCUAAGGCCCCCGAAAAGAAGGAAGUUGGAAACCCUCAUGCCAGAUAUUAUGCCGCCAUCACGUUGAAUCAGGUUAUCCUAGCAGGCAGUGACAAGGCCGUUGCUAUCCAACUGCUUGACGUAUACUUCGAAAUGUUCAAGGAGUUGCUCGGCGAUGGCUCCCUUGCAAAAGAGGAAGAUGCGCCGGUGAAGAAUCAGGAUGAAGAAGCCGAAAAGGAGGUUCGCAAAGACAAAAAGGGAAGGAUAUUCAGUGACGACAAGAAGCGAAAGGGAAAACACGCAAAACAAAUUCAAGGCGCUGCUGGAUUCAUGGAAGUCGAAGAUAGUCAAUCCAAAAUGAUCUCAGCCAUUCUUACUGGCAUCAAUCGUGCUCUCCCGUUCGCUAAGAUCACCUCCGAAGAUGUGGGAUUGCAAAAGCACAUCGACACGCUCUUUAUGGUCACUCACAAAUCGACGUUCAACAUAUCUUUGCAGGCGUUGGUUCUAAUACAACAGAUUGCUUCUUCUUUGUCUACUCCAGUUGAUCCGUCAUCCGCAACGUCUUCGUCAAAGCUGGCUCCCUCUCAGAUAUAUAAAUCGAUCGUGGAUCGUUACUACCGUUCCCUAUAUGCCUCGCUUCACGAUCCUCGCCUUCCACAUUCGUCUAAACAAGCGAUGUACCUAAAUCUCUUCUUCAAGUCUGUGAAAGCCGACCACGACCUAGAGCGCGUCAAAGCUCUCAUCAGACGAUUCGUCCAAGUCCUUGUUAGCGGCGGCAGCGGUGCAACUGAAUUCGUUGCAGGUGGUUUGUAUCUCCUUGGUGAAUUGUUUUCUUCUAUCCCCGGUUUGAGGAGCAUGGUGAAUACCCCCAGCAAAACUGAUGAAGUCUACGAUCCACGAAAGCGGGACCCACAGUAUGCCCAUGCUUCGGCUUCUCCUCUGUGGGAACUUACACCCCUCCUGAACCACUACCACCCUGCCAUAUCCUUGCACGCACGACAGAUCCUGUCAUCGCAGCCCAUUACGGCCUCUGCUGACCUCUCGCUGAACACGCUCUCCCACUUCCUUGAUAGAUUUGUUUAUAAAAAUCCCAAGAAAGUCAAAGGUGACAAUGAUGGCCCAAAGGGAUCAAGCGUAAUGCAACCUGCGGCGACUACAAUUGACGGGGCUAGCGGUGUCAAAUUGAUGAAGGGUGAAGUGGGAGACCCUGGCGGUUUGGUCAAUGAGGAAAGCUUCUUGAGGAGAAGGCCUCAAGAUAUCCCUGUCGACCAGCUUUUCUUCCACAAAUACUUCGUCCGCAAACAUGAACAAAGCAAAGGAGUUUCAAGGCCCAAAGAUGCAGAAGACGACGACACAGAUGUCGAUUCAGACGCAAACCAAGGCACGAAGGAUUCAGGUGAUAGGGUAGAUGGUGCUGCGGAGGGGGCACCACCUUCCGAAGAGGGGACCGACGAUGAAGAAGAAGCGGAAAUAUGGAAGGCCAUGAAGGCGUCCAUGCCCAACGUGGCUGGUGAUGAAGACGAGCUUGAUGAUAGUGAUAUCGAUAGUCCUCUCGAUCUCGAUCCCGAAAUCGACGACUCUGAUUCUGAAAGCAAUGUCUCGGGUAGCGAAGAUAGUGAUGCCGACGACUUGGAUUUGGUUGAGGACUCUGAUGCCGAUGACCUUAUCCCUCUCGACGAAGUACCUGAUGGUCUGAUUGAAUAUGAUGGGUCAGACUCCGGAGGCGAAGAUGAAGAGGGUCAGGAGGAUGAAUGGGGUGGGGUUUUGGACACCAAGAAGCGAAAACGAACGGAUGACAAGCAAUCCCGGCGGAAGAAACUGAAGAGUCUGCCGACAUUCGCGAGCUACGAAGACUACGCGAAGCUUAUUGAGGACGGCCCGGAGGAUGAUAUAUAG
Molecule: messenger RNA, 3177 nt
Organism: Pleurotus ostreatus (oyster mushroom)
Lineage: Eukaryota; Fungi; Basidiomycota; Agaricomycetes; Agaricales; Pleurotaceae
Exons: 11
Coding region: 1-3177 (1058 amino acids)
Cellular component (GO): nucleus
Source: RefSeq, a predicted model, not a curated record